AUGACGACUGAUCGUCGUGAUGCCUCCGACAAGGACUUGGAAAUAGCCCGACACGAGUUGAAUCAAGCCUUGAUAGAAAGUGGCGAGAGAGACCAGUUGAAGCAAUACGUAAUGGACCAGUUGAUGCGUUCUGGAUGGCGAGAUGAGUUGAAGGAAUACUGCGUUCUCGAACGUAUAAAGGAGUUCGCAGCGAGGCAGCAAGAGAGGAACAAUGUGGCUUAG
Messenger RNA from Perkinsus marinus ATCC 50983, 222 nucleotides. RefSeq lists its product as hypothetical. Gene Ontology annotation, molecular function: transcription coactivator activity; chromatin binding. Gene Ontology annotation, cellular component: nuclear pore; DUBm complex; SAGA complex. The record is from RefSeq and is a predicted model, not a curated record. The coding region runs from base 1 to 222 and encodes 73 amino acids. The transcript is spliced from 3 exons. NCBI's taxonomy places the organism in Eukaryota, Perkinsozoa, Perkinsida, Perkinsidae. Gene Ontology annotation, biological process: regulation of transcription by RNA polymerase II; positive regulation of DNA-templated transcription; poly(A)+ mRNA export from nucleus.